Molecule: messenger RNA, 5130 nt
Organism: Panthera uncia (snow leopard)
Lineage: Eukaryota; Metazoa; Chordata; Mammalia; Carnivora; Felidae
Gene: RNF41
Product: ring finger protein 41
Exons: 7
Coding region: 376-1329 (317 amino acids)
Biological process (GO): tumor necrosis factor-mediated signaling pathway; positive regulation of JNK cascade; regulation of canonical NF-kappaB signal transduction
Cellular component (GO): plasma membrane signaling receptor complex
Molecular function (GO): zinc ion binding; ubiquitin protein ligase activity
Source: RefSeq, a predicted model, not a curated record
GGGAUCCGUCUCACAAGGCGACGAGUGGUUGGAACCUUUCCUCUCCUUCCCCUUCCCCUUCCCCUCCCAGGAAAGGCUGGGACCCGGCACCCGAGCUAUUCCGUGGCCGCUGCGGCCUCAGCUUCAGCCGGGCCGGGGUACGGAGAGUCCAGACCGCUUCCAGGGCGAGUGCUCCUGAUUGUGACAUCACAUCCAUCCCCUUGGCGAUGGAGCUUGUCACUAGGAAGGAAGACUCAGUCGGAGAAUAGCCAACAAGAUGGGUUACUGGGAGCGUCUCCUGAGUGGCACUGAGUGGAGGCAUCAGGGGGUUGGAGCCUUGUGAACAGGGAGCCUACCCCCCAACACUUGGAAGGACCUGGGUUUCAGUGAUGAGACAUGGGGUAUGAUGUAACCCGUUUCCAGGGGGAUGUUGACGAAGACCUUAUCUGUCCUAUUUGCAGUGGUGUCUUGGAGGAGCCAGUCCAGGCACCUCAUUGUGAGCAUGCUUUCUGCAAUGCCUGCAUCACCCAGUGGUUUUCUCAGCAGCAGACAUGUCCGGUGGACCGUAGCGUUGUGACGGUCGCCCACCUGCGCCCAGUACCUCGGAUCAUGCGGAACAUGUUGUCAAAGCUGCAGAUUGCCUGCGACAACGCUGUAUUUGGCUGUAGUGCUGUUGUCCGGCUUGACAACCUCAUGUCUCACCUCAGCGACUGUGAGCACAACCCCAAACGGCCUGUGACCUGUGAACAGGGCUGCGGCCUGGAGAUGCCCAAAGAUGAGCUGCCAAACCACAACUGCAUUAAGCACCUGCGCUCAGUGGUACAGCAGCAACAGACACGCAUCGCAGAGCUGGAGAAGACCUCAGCGGAGCACAAACACCAGCUGGCGGAGCAGAAGCGAGAUAUCCAGCUGCUAAAGGCAUACAUGCGUGCAAUUCGCAGUGUCAACCCCAACCUUCAGAACCUGGAGGAAACAAUUGAAUACAACGAGAUCCUAGAGUGGGUGAACUCCCUGCAGCCAGCAAGAGUGACCCGCUGGGGAGGGAUGAUCUCGACCCCAGAUGCUGUACUCCAGGCUGUAAUCAAGCGCUCCCUGGUGGAGAGUGGCUGUCCUGCCUCUAUCGUCAACGAGCUGAUCGAAAAUGCCCACGAGCGUAGCUGGCCCCAGGGUCUGGCCACACUAGAGACAAGACAGAUGAACCGGCGCUACUAUGAGAACUACGUGGCCAAGCGCAUCCCUGGCAAGCAGGCUGUUGUCGUGAUGGCCUGUGAGAACCAGCAUAUGGGUGACGACAUGGUGCAGGAGCCGGGGCUUGUCAUGAUAUUUGCGCAUGGUGUGGAAGAGAUAUAGGAGAUCUCGACGGGCUAGCAGGAAGAGAUGGCAGUCAGAAAGCCCAUCGCUCCAGCAGCUGGUCCCUGAGUCCUCCCUACUACCCAUAGUACUGUGGCUUACACACGGGCCACAUGUUUCCCUGCUCUUCUGGCACUGAAGGGCCCCGGGGCACUUUGCUCAGCCUUUCAGGUGGGAAACACAGAUUCCUUCCUUUUACGUAAUUUCUUCCCCUAAGAUGUCUGUAAAUUUUCAGUCAGUUUGGAAAAGUCCUCACCUCUAUAUCUGUUUUCCUGCCUAGGGUCCCUGGUUCUAGAUAUUUUUAGAAAGCACAAAGAAUUUUCUCUAGAGGAUCAGGGUGGAGUGAGGAAUAUCUAAUCGUUCCCCCUCCUCCAAAACCAGGGAAUCAGAGCAGGCAGGCCUGUUGACACUAAACAGCACUUAGAGGGCAGCUCUGGGGAGCAGACAUCCUGAAGAAAUGGUAAGGGUGGAAUCAAAACCCUAGAAAUAAAUAAUGAGGCCAGUAACUGGCCCUUAGGGAGAGACUGGACCUCUGUGCCAAGCAAUACUCUGUCCAGCCCACCUUACAGGUGCAGGCUCCUGCUGGUUCUGCAGGUGUGCAGGUUAGGAUGCCGAAAAUUUCCAGAUGAGCUCUUCUUUCCUACAUUUUCUCAUAAUUAGGGAAUGACAGGGUUGGGAGUAGGGGAUUAGUCUGUUGAGGUGGAUGUGUUCAGCAAGAAGCAGCUCUCUGGCUUUUGCUGAAAUCAGGUAGGCACUGCCUCUGGCAUGGGCCGUAAUAGUUCCAUAGACCCCUCUCCAGCCCUGUGAUUGUAACUAGUUAUUUUGAUAAUUUCCUUUGGCCAUUGUUUGUAUUUCCUUCUCUCCCUCCCCCCCCCACCUUUUUUUUUUAGAAUGGCCUGGUUAUGGCUACCCUACUUUUCCAGUCCAGCCACAUUGUUGGCAAUCUAAUUUAUUUACUUUUUUUUUUUUUUUUUUUUUUUUUUUUAAGAAAGGAAAAAGAAAAAAAAAUUAAAGCUUAAAACUUUCUUUUGAUAUUCCUAUUGUGGGGGUUCUGGAUAGGGUGGGAUGGGACAGGGAUGGGAUCUGUUUUAUAUUUUUCCUUUUCAGCACAAUCUUUGGCUUUAAUAUAAGAAGGGCCCAAGGGAGUCCUUGGCUGAACUUAUGUCUGCCCCAACCCUCCAUAACCCCAUCUGAGAUGAGACGCUUCUUUUGUUAUUCCAGUGAUGGAUGUGACAGUCCAACAUCAAUGCCUGUGCCCUCUGAACUUUGCUCCAGUCCUUCCAGGGGUCUCCUUGUAAAACUCUGUAUUAAUUUUGAAGACCUUGCCAUCCCCCCAACCCCCAGUUUCCUUGGAGAUACAUAGUUGGAUUCUAAGCUUCACCAGGCAAGAUGGGAGAGACAUGAUAUCUCUGUGUCUCUGAGUACAGGCUGUGCAUUGUCUUACCCAUGCCCUCUGAGAACUUCAGCUCCAUUUUAGGCUACCCAGGCAUUCCUUGAUCCCUAGCUAGGGUGGCUAGUAGAGCUAGAGAAGGGGAGGGAUAGAGGGUGUGAUUAUUCUAAUAUACCAGUGGGAGUGGGGUUGAAGACAUAUGGCCAUAUAACAGUUUCUUCUCUCUUUGGAGUUUUAUUCCGGGCCAGCUUGCCUGCUAUAGGUCUGGGGAGUUGGGUCAUGGCUCCACUGGGAAUGGGGUGGAGGGAUACAGCUUGAAGGGAGUAGGGAACAGUCCUGUGUUCCAGCUCCAGGACAUUGUGCUCAGGAAUUUGAAAACGCUGCUAUACUUAGUCUGGUUACUACAUUUCUUCCACUCCCCUCUGACCCUGCCUGCCUUAUUGAGGCCCAUACUCUCCUGUCAUCACCUUCAGACAGAGCCAGGAAGCUCAGUUAAGGCUUCCCUCCCCUUUGCACUAGUGUCUCUGCGGGUUGCUGGUUGUGUUAUAUGUGCUGUUCCAUGGUGUUGACUGCACUAAUAAUAAACCUUUUACUCAACUCUCAAUUCUUAAUUCAACAUCACUCCCCUUCUUGUGAUGCUUUCUCCUCUGCUUUGCCCUUUCUCUCACCUUGAUUCCCCUUAUUUCUUGCUUUAUAACCUACGUUUGUCAUAGAACUAACCUCUGUUUUAGGAGGAUGUCUGUCUGGGAGUGUGCACCUCACUUUGCUCUGUGUGCUCUCCUCCCACUUUCCCUCCUGUUCUGUAGAAGCCAACAUGUUCUCUCCAGUGACCUGAACUGUGUUUUUUUUUUUUCCCAGGGUUUGCCUUUGCCCAAAUUCCAUGUCUUCCCUAAGUGUUCCUGGGGUUUAGGACAAUUUCAACAGAAGAGAUGCAUGUACCUUUCUCCAUUGUCCCACAAGCACCUUUGCUUUGGAAUCUGGGAUUCCAUCGCAGUCAGGGAUGCCUCCACUACCCAGUGUCUCCUAGCCAGGGAAGUAAAUGUGAGGAAAGGAACCUGGAAUGAUGGAACCUGGUGUGGUUGUCAAAUCUUGAUAAACCCUUUCACAGGCAUCUGCUGCCACCUUCUCCCUGCCAUGAGAAAAAGAAAAUCUUUUUCCCCCAGUAGUAUAUUUGCAAUUUGUUGAGCAUUUAUGAUGCACUUCCUGUAAAUCCAUGAAUACCCUCGAUACUCUGGUGUGUGGUUAAAAAACAAAAGGGCAUAAGGACAUUCCUGUGCUCUGAAUCUGCUACACUUUCAUGUGCACAAGGUCUGAUUCUAAAACACUGGUGAACACAUACAUACGUACACUAUAUAUAUAUAUAUAUAUAUAUAUAUAUAUAUAUAUAUAGUGUCUAGUGAUACCAGGAGUGCUUUUUUUUUUCCCCUGAAGCUUAUUCAAAAUUACUUUCAGAACCUGUUGCUCAUUCUUGUGAAUGUCACAAAUGGUGCCAAAUCAAUCUUUUAGGGUAUUUUGGUUUUUGGAAACAAUAUUCAUUGAAUAUUCUGCAAGGAACUCAGGUGGGGAUGGGUGUCAUGUAGCACAAUGGCACCUACUUUCAAAGAAUGUAUUCCAUAAUGGAGAUAAGUAUAUAGGAAUAAUAAAUGUGGUAAGUAGAGCUAUAAGCAAUAUGUGAGCAGAGGGAAGAUAAAGGCACCGAUUCUGAUGGGUACCAGGAAAUACUUGUUUAGGAGAAGUGGUAUUUAUUCUAGAUCAGAGGUUGGCAAACUGAAGAUUGCAUCCCGCUGCCUGAUUCUGUAAAAAUGUUUUACUGGAACCCAGCCAUGCCCAUUUGUUUAUGUAUUGUCUGUGGCUGCUUUGAGAUUAUAACAGCAGAACUGAGUAGUUGCCACAACACUAUGACCCACAAAACCUAAAACAUUUGCUACUUGGCCCUAUAGAAAGUUUGCCAGCCCAUUGUAGACUUUUAAAGUCAGGAGAAUGGGUGGGGAAAUAUAGAGGGUUGGUUUUGAUUCUUUACUUCAGUGUGUUAAUUUGAAGAAUUGGAACAUUUUCCUACAUUGCCAACAUAACAUGCUUAAAAUUAACAAUCUAUAUUCACACUUCCCUAACUGGUUUAAGAAAGUACUUUUAGAGCUAAUUUUUGUCCAGCCCUGGAUCCAAUCCAGGAACCAUGUAUUAACUAUCUCUUGCACUCCUGCAACAAUCUUUUUUGUAACACUGAUUUGUUGAAGAGAUUGGGCCAGUUGUCCUGGAGAGUGGUCUUUUUGGAUUUGAUUGAUUGCUUCUGCGCGGUGCCCUUUAACUUCCUCUACCCUAUUUUUGCUAAACAGAAUUUGAUCCAGAGCCUGAGAGAUUCAAGUUAAGUAGUUCUGAGGAUAGAAGACAUCACAGGAGAGCUGUUCUAUGUU